This is a messenger RNA of Penicillium mononematosum, 540 nucleotides long. Its product is annotated as kinetochore subunit FTA4 family protein. The transcript is spliced from 3 exons. Gene Ontology annotation, cellular component: Mis6-Sim4 complex. NCBI's taxonomy places the organism in Eukaryota, Fungi, Ascomycota, Eurotiomycetes, Eurotiales, Aspergillaceae. The record is from RefSeq and is a predicted model, not a curated record. Bases 1 to 540 code for a protein of 179 amino acids.
AUGCAGCUGCUAAGCAGCACAAUCGCGUUGUUUAUUCCUCCCAAGCGAUACACCAUGUCGCCCCAACAGAUUGCGAACCUGUACUGGUCGUCGGUCAGUCAAGAGGCACGUCGUGGAGAUGCUUUUUCUCGAGGUAUCGAAAAAACAACGGAUUUGUCAAGGGAGAUGAACAUCGCAAAGAUGCCUGUUGACUUGGAAAACCAGGAAGCAAGCGAAGAGGAGCAUGCAAGAUACCGGGAGCUCCGUGAGCGGCUCCUGAGCCUCGACAGUCAACGGCAGCAACGGCAACGGCGCCUUGAUCAGUUGCAGCAUCUUCGACGAUUACUCGAGCCAUUUGAAGAUCCCCAAAAGGAUAUUCAGCCUAAUCUUAUUACGAAUGAUGGAGAACUUGUUAAGGAAUUGGAGAAAAUGCGCAUGCUCGUAGCCAGAGUUGGGGAUCGGAUUGCACAGCAGAAAAAAAGCAGCGGUGUCCCUGAAACUUAUAAUUACUCACUUCCAGGCUCUGAUCAGAGAUUGGAAGCCCUGUUGGAUAUGCCUUGA